Aspergillus udagawae is the source of this 504-nucleotide messenger RNA. RefSeq names its product putative antigenic thaumatin domain protein. NCBI's taxonomy places the organism in Eukaryota, Fungi, Ascomycota, Eurotiomycetes, Eurotiales, Aspergillaceae. The transcript has a single exon. The coding region runs from base 1 to 504 and encodes 167 amino acids. The record is from RefSeq and is a predicted model, not a curated record.
AUGUCUUUCUCCAAGAUCUUCAGCCUCGCUGCUGCCUUCGCUCUCACUGCUUCGGCCCUCCCUCUCGCUUCCCGCGCCCCCAGCGGCGGCGUCCAGAUCGUCAACAACAUGAGCGAGGAUGUCUAUCUCUGGUCCGUUUCUGACACCAGCAGCGAGAUGCAGACCGUCCCCAUCGGCGGCUCCUACACCGAGACCUGGCGCAUCAACCCCAAUGGCGGCGGCGUCUCCAUCAAGAUAUCCACCGGUGCCGACCCCGCCUCCGUCCUCCAGUUCGAGUACACCGAGGCCGGCGAGACCCUCUUCUGGGAUCUCUCCUCCAUCAACCUCUCCCCCCAGUCUCCCCUUGUCGCCGCCGGCUUCGGCGUCUCCAUCGAUGAUGCCAGCUGCCCCACGGCCAUCUGCGCCCCGGGCGAUGUCAACUGCGCCGAGUCCUACCAGUUCCCCGAUGACCACAACACUCGUGCCUGCGGCACCGGCGCCGCCUUCACCCUCACCCUGGGUUAA